This is a messenger RNA of Aureobasidium pullulans EXF-150, 1079 nucleotides long. RefSeq names its product nmrA-like family protein. Bases 113 to 1048 code for a protein of 311 amino acids. NCBI's taxonomy places the organism in Eukaryota, Fungi, Ascomycota, Dothideomycetes, Dothideales, Saccotheciaceae. The record is from RefSeq and is a predicted model, not a curated record. The transcript has 4 exons.
AUAAACAUGACAUUCGAAGCCCGCGGGCCGCGACGGGGUUCUAUAUAUGGUCCUGAUGUCCACCAUGAUAUGAGUAGCCUGCCUUGACAGCUGACUUCGAGCGCAAUUCAACAUGGUAAACGUUGCAAUUGCUGGUGGAAAUGGUGGUGUCGGAAGGGCCAUCUGUGACGCCCUCCAGAGAUCUACCAAGCACAAAGCUUUUGUUUUGACCCGUAAGGUUUCGGAAGCAACAAGCCGUGUUCGAUCAGUGCAGGUCGACUACACUGAUGUAGCUGGCUUGACCGCAAUACUUGAAGAUCUGAGUAUUCAUACAAUCAUCUCGACUUUCCAUAUUUCCGGUCCAUCGCUCAGUAUUUCCCAGCUGAACCUGAUAAAAGCUGCGGAGGCGUCUGGAUGCACCAAGCGUUUUGCACCAAGUGCUUUUGCCAUACCAUAUCCUCGAGAGUUUGUUUCCGCCUUACCCCCUUUAAAGUACUACUUCGAGGCCAUCGACAUCCUCAAAGCAUCUGAGCUGGAAUGGACCGUGUUCCUGAAUGGUGUCUUCCUCGAUUACUAUGGCAUGCCGCAUAUCAAGACUUACCUCGCGCCAAAUAUCUUCGCGAUAGACAUGGCAAAUCAAGUGGCAGCUAUACCUGGAGAUGGCAAUACGCCAGUCACGUUCACAUGGUCUAUGGAUCUUGCCAAGUUCAUCGUCGCGGCACUUGACCUGCCAAGCUGGGAAGAGGAGAGUCGCAUUGUCGGCGAUGAAGUGACGUUCAAUCAGUUCGUCGACAUGGCAGAGGAAGUGUGUGGAGUCAAGUUUGCAAGAUCGUACGACUCGGUAGCGAGGUUGAAGGCCGGUGAAAUCACCGAACUGCCUGGUCAUCUGGGUCUCUAUGCAGACUUCCCAAAGCCGGUGUUCCAACGCUUCAUGGCUAUCUUCGAGAUGUGGACAACUGAUGGUACAAGCACGAUCAGUGCAAGAGGUGGAAGAUUGAGUGCGCAAUUCCCAGAUAUUAAAACGCUGACAGCGCGAGAAAUGCUGGAUACAUAUUGGUCCAAGAGAUAGAACUUGUAGCAGAUCGAAAAGAGUCCGGUGC